GCGGUUGGCAUGCACACAUGUGCAAGCUUUCUUUAUGCUCCACAUGUGCGUCAAUGCCUGCUAUUAUUUGGGCUCGCGCUCGCGGGGGUGCACAUUGUUUUUUUUUCUGCACAAUCGUUUCUCUUUUAGUCUAAUAAUGUUAAUGUUCCUGCAGCAGCUCUGAUGGAGCGCUUGCGUAACCGCAGUCUGUGCCCACUGGAUGUUGCUGGACGGCCAUCCGACAGAGCGCCGUCCUCCCUCCUCUCUCACUCUCCACGCCCACAUCCUCCAUCCCGGGCCUGCUAUAGGUUCGCUACCAAGGUCCCAACAGCGCGCACCGAAAUGCCCAGCAAGAGGAAGAAGAACAAGCGCCGCAUGAGGAGGGUGCAGGUUCAAAGGAGGGAACUCGAGGAGCAGCAUGCAACCAACUUACCAAUCAAAUCUAGCACAGGGAUGGUCGUGGCGGCACCUCCUGCAACAACCCCCAAGAAAGCGCCUAAAAGCGCAGCUCUACCUCCAGAACAGAUUCCACUCAUCAUUCCAGUUACUGCCCCCACCAAAGUGGAGCCAAAACCUGUCGAGAUACAGCCUGUAGAAAAGCUUCUUUCAGAAGACAAUCGCUCACCAGAUCCUGACGUUGGGCUGGUGGAGCACAUCUCUGCAGGAGCUGAAGAUCAUGUAGACGUCGAGCUGGAAGCCCCAACGUUUGCUCCUGAAGCAGCACCAGCUCCAGAACCUCUACCAGCAGAUGAGACUGAUUUUGUUCAUAAGGCUGAACUCGUUCUGGAGACGGAACCAGCAACGGAGAUUCAGCCAGAGGGGAAAGCUGAGCCUGAACCAACGCAUCCCGUCUUUGAUCUGGAGUCUGAGGUGAAGGCAGAGAACCAGCCUGAGGAAGACUCUGCUGCUGCUGAGGAAGACGUCAGCGCACCGACUCCUGUGCAGGAAGCCGCUGCAGAACCAGUGGAGCCAGAACUUCCGAGCGAUCAAGUCUCUGUGGAAGUAGAACCUGCUGCAGACGACCUGGUACCAGAACCUGCUGCUGGAUGUGAUGCAGAAGCUGCUGCGGAGAUUUCAGAUCGAAGCGCAGAGGAAGUCGCUCCCAGAGAGCAGGAAGAGCAGGAAGAACAUGCAGCUGCGAUUCCUGCUGCGCCGCUUUCACCUGAACAGGAUUCACUUGUUGAGAUUGAGGAGAUCCCAGUGGUUUUAGAGAAAACCUCAGAGGGAGAAGAAACUCCUGAAACUGAGAAUGAGAAGGCAGCCGAUGGGUUGUUAUCCUCGGAUGUUGUAGACACAGAAACAAACCUGACAGUAGAGGCUGUUGCUUUCCAGCAGGUGAGAAAAAUAAAUUCACAAUUCAUCUCCAACAUUUUUUUUGAGAAAUCAAAACUAAUUUUUUUAAAUGCAUUUUUUUGUUUGCUUCAGGAAACUCUGACGGACGGCGACACGUCGGGCGGUCAGACGGAGUCCGUGGUCCUCGCUGAUCUGGAUCCCUCAGAGAAUCCUGCACCCUCUGAUUCAGCUGCGGAGCAGAAGCAUGCGGCUGCGCAGUCGGACAAUCCUAAAGCAGAAAGCUGCGACUUGCCGUGUCAGAUGCAGCUCCCUGUGGAGUCGGUGCCACUCAGUACCGAGGAGAUCUCAGUGGAAACAGCUCUGAAUGGACACAUUGUUCCAGAAGUUUCUAUUGAGGGUUAGAAGCACUUCACACAACCCAGAAGACCUUUUUUUCUGCGUUCCUCUCCGGCCGUUCGGAGGCUUUACGAGGAGUCAGCCGGCCGACCUUUUUCAAUUUUUUAAGGCUUAGGACAGAGCAGCCAGGAAAUCGAAGGACCAUCCACGCUUUGAAGUGCCUUUCCUGUCCUGCAUUCUGUGAAAACAGCAAUCCAGAUGUUGAGAUGUAGAAAGAGGGAAAAAAAGAGACUAUUAGAAACAGACAUUUAUGGAUGAAUUUGUUUUUUAAAUCUGUGCUUUUGCCCCACAAACCAAAUUUUAUCUGUGUCAGCAGUUGGAGCAUUUGUGGAUUGUUUUUAUUGUGUUACAUCUGCCUCAACACUGCAUACACUUAAAGACCCACUCCUAACAUCUUUUGAAUUAUUGAUAAAGCUUUUUGAAUUAGGAAUAUUCCGUUUUUAAAUAUUUUUUAUUUUAUUUUUAUUUUUGCUAGGACAUAGUUUCUGCAGAGUGCCAGGAGUCUCCUUACAUCCCCAGCCUAACAAUACUGGUGCAACAAAAAUAUUGGAGCUAUCCAGUCGUACAAUUUUGAUCCAGAUUCCAGCUCAGAUGAUUAAAA
Molecule: messenger RNA, 2269 nt
Organism: Oryzias melastigma (Indian medaka)
Lineage: Eukaryota; Metazoa; Chordata; Actinopteri; Beloniformes; Adrianichthyidae
Product: magnetosome-associated protein MamJ
Exons: 11
Coding region: 163-1674 (503 amino acids)
Source: RefSeq, a predicted model, not a curated record